Messenger RNA from Helobdella robusta, 1611 nucleotides. RefSeq lists its product as hypothetical. The coding region runs from base 1 to 1611 and encodes 536 amino acids. The record is from RefSeq and is a predicted model, not a curated record. The transcript has 7 exons. Lineage: Eukaryota; Metazoa; Annelida; Clitellata; Rhynchobdellida; Glossiphoniidae.
AUGAAAGAUGAAAAUGAACCCACGGAGACGGAUAAAUAUAUUUGUAUGUCCGACGAUAAUUAUAGAUAUUUAUCUAAAUUUUUGGUUGACAGUAAUAAUCAAGAAAAAUUGACUACAGACAAUCGAACUUCUCUAGUCAAAAAUUAUGAUGGUCGUUAUCUAUCUGCAUCAGCCCUUGCAAAAAAUUUUAUGGAAAAGAUUGAAAAUUGUCUUGUUAUAUUAGAACUAACGCACUGCCACAUAAAAACGAAAAUCAGACGUAACAGUCCAGCCAUUCAAAUGAAUGUCAAAAUGAAAGAAACACAUGUGGAAUUCUCAGUAGAAAUUUAUCUCGCUUUAACACUCCGAUGUAAAGGAUACUUCAUCCCAAUUAGAAAUGUAAAAUUUUAUUGGGAAAUAGAUGACAAUGACCAUUCAAUAGACGAGUCACUUUCUUCAAAACUCGAAGAAAUGAAAAACGAACACCCAAUAUUAUUUGAAAUGGCGUUUUAUAAUAUAAAAACAAAAUAUUCGAAAGUAUUACAAAAUUUUGCUGAUAAUGAUUCUAGGCUGAUGAUAUAUUUUUAUUCCGAAUUGAAAGAUUUGUUGCAAAAAUUAGAAUUCAAUUUUAAAAAUUAUCACUACUCAAACAUAUUGAAUGAUGCGACACUCACUCAACAACGAUAUUCAACUAAGGAGGAUGAUAAUAUGGUAGAUUCCAUAAACAUCUGCAAAAGCUGGCAUGGAAGUUCGCACUUUAUAACUGAGAUAGAGAAUUUUGCAACUAAGUACGUCAUUCCACAUGAUCGACUGAAAGAAGCCAGACAAAAAACUCAGAGUAUUAUAGGAGACAUUGUUAAACAACUAAAAAAAAAUAAAAUUUUCGUAACUCGGAAAUUUUUCGGACAAGAUUUAGAUUUGAAUUUCACUUUCAGAGACAUAAAGUUGGAUGUCAUGCUGGUCUGGGACGUGAGAAAAAUUAUUGAGAAAAUACCAUCUCCUAUUGCCGACCUCUGUUUUAUGAUGGUAAAAUCUGGAAAAAGCAUACCAAUACCAACAGUAACUGACAAGGAUGAUCAUAAUCGUUACUUAAUACCAUCCUUUCUGUUGAAGUACUUUAAAGAAAAGAUUGAUAUGUGCUGCGGUGAAUAUGAUCGAGAGCAUUGGAACAUAAAAACAGAACUUCGUGGCCAAAGCAUUCUAAUGAAAGUCUCAAUACAGAAUGAGGGGGAUGAUUCAGCUUCCAUAUUCUCAAUAAGAAUUUUUCCUACAUUGAAAGUAAUCAAUGAAGAAUAUUAUGAAUGUAAUUGCUAUGAUAAAUUUGGGCAACCGUUCAUCCUGAGUAAAGAUUUUCAUUCGUGGAGAAGGUCUAUCAGAAUUGAAGAAAAUAGAGAAAUUUCAAAGUUCAGCUCUGAAGACCUGAACCGUGAAAAAAUUCUAAGAGUUUUCAUGUGUAUUAGAUAUUGCAAACCACCAUUUUCACGUUGUUUAUCAUCUCAUCAUUUCAUAAAUACUUUCAUAAAUUUGUUUAAAAAUCCAAGAAAGUGGUCACUAUUUUUUCCAAGGUACAGCCCCCUUCUCCGUACCUACAUUAAAUUUCUGGCUACUUCACUGAUAGCAAAUGCGGGUUGA